AUGACACCGCGUUUAACCCGUUAUCAAGCUUACCGUUUCUCAAAUAGAGUUCUUACAUUACUGGUCGUUCAGCUGUCCACUUCGAGCAGAAUUCUGUCAAUUGAACUAUGCGGGUAUAUAACGUCAACAACGGACGAAGGGAACAACGUCGCAAGUGGGAGGCUUCAUCUUCUAGAUUUUUGGAGUGAAAUGCUGAGUUAGAAGUUCAUUUCCUCGCGCCACUUCUUCGAUUUCGCAGGCAGUUACCAAGAACAGCCCCAGUCCACUAAUUAAUCGAGGAUAUUUGCGAUGCAAAGAUCAAGUCAACCCUCGAUGCGAAAGUACCGUGGAACGAAUGUACCUGAUUCUGGCCAAAUUUACCUUCUAAAGGACCUCUAACGUCGCCUGUUGCUCAAACACAACUGAGUCAAUGACAGAACAUCUUUGGAAGUUCCCAUGGAAGAUAUAGGCUGGAUGAUCCGAUUGAUGAAGGAUCUGUGAGGCCGAAUUCAACAGGAUGUAUUGAGCGCAUUUGACGUAGUGACGUAUACGACGUCCUAACAAUUUAGUAGAGAUGUACAGAUUUGUAGUGUUAAGGUUAAGGUUAUAAACUAUAGUACGCUUGUUGCCCUCUGCUAUAAGAGAGCAGAGUUUGCAUAAGGCUUUCUACAUCCAUCAACCCUGUCCUACCUGCCUCACGAUGCCACUCAUCAACAGGAUGUAGCAAAGCAUUGAAGAUCACCGUAUGGGUUGUAUUUGUAUGGACGUGAACUAGAAACCCCCACGUGGCCCCCU
This is a messenger RNA of Periconia digitata, 774 nucleotides long. NCBI's taxonomy places the organism in Eukaryota, Fungi, Ascomycota, Dothideomycetes, Pleosporales, Periconiaceae. The record is from the annotation of a GenBank genome assembly.